AUGCCACCCCGCGCCCCCUGGCUCUCAACCUUCCAAUCCCACCUCUCCAAGUCCUCAACUUCCGAAUUCAACAUCACAACCGUCGCCCUCGACGCAAAGGGCCAAACCGUCCCACGCACGCGCACCUGCGGCUUCCGAGGCUGGUUCCCAAACCCAGAACUACACUCUAGCGCGCUCAAGACCCUAGACUCGCAGAACGAGCGCCCCAACCCACCCGUGUACGAGAGCGAGAUGAUCUCGUUUACGACGGAUGCGCGGAUGGAGAAGAUCGGGCAGCUGGAGGCGUCGGGGAAUGUGGUUGAGGCGGUGUUCUGGUUGAAGGAUGUGGGUAAUCAGUGGCGGGUGCGAGGAGAGGCGUUUGUGAUUGGGGAUCCGUCCGGUGGGGAGGGAGAGGAAAAGGCCAGGGAGGAGAUUAGGAAGGGGUUGAGGGUUUGUGAUGGGUGUGAGGGGAAGGAGAAGGAGUGGAGUUGGGAGAGCCAGGUGACGACGUAUUUUGCGAACCAUACGCCUGUUCUUAGAGGUUCGUUCAAGAACCCUCCGCCUGGGACGCCGAGAUCGCAGGUACCCACUGAUCCCGAGCUCAAGCUUGGUCAGAAGCUGAAUGAUCUACACGACCCUGUUGCUCGUGGGAACUUUCGCGUGGUUGUCAUUCGCGCUAAUGAGGUUGAGCGGUUGGACCUGUCAGACUAUGAGAAGCCACAGCGGUGGAACUGGACCCUUGUUGGUGGGACUAGUGAUGAUGCUAAAUGGGAAGAGACUGAGCUAUGGCCGUAG
Aspergillus lentulus is the source of this 774-nucleotide messenger RNA. RefSeq lists its product as uncharacterized. The record is from RefSeq and is a predicted model, not a curated record. Lineage: Eukaryota; Fungi; Ascomycota; Eurotiomycetes; Eurotiales; Aspergillaceae. Gene Ontology annotation, molecular function: FMN binding.